Messenger RNA from Cokeromyces recurvatus, 1614 nucleotides. RefSeq names its product NADH dehydrogenase flavoprotein 1. NCBI's taxonomy places the organism in Eukaryota, Fungi, Mucoromycota, Mucoromycetes, Mucorales, Mucoraceae. The coding region runs from base 112 to 1539 and encodes 475 amino acids. The transcript is spliced from 10 exons. The record is from RefSeq and is a predicted model, not a curated record. Gene Ontology annotation, molecular function: FMN binding; NADH dehydrogenase (ubiquinone) activity; 4 iron, 4 sulfur cluster binding.
CUCCUUUAUUUGUUUUUACUUUUCUUUUCUAAUUAUAAGGCAAACCCAUCCCCCCCUCUCUUAUUUAUUUAAUUCCUCUUCAUCCUCUUUUAUAUUUUACGUAAUCGGUCGAUGUUAAGAACAAUUACAGUAAAGCGUGCUGUAUCUAAGUUAGCUCAUCAGCACAUUAAAGCUAUUCCCAUCACAGCUCGUACUUUUGCUACAGAAGCAGCUCCUAACCCAAAUGCAAAUCCAAUCACUGGUAAAACUACUUUUGGUGGUCUCAGUGAUGAAGAUCGUAUUUUCACUAAUGUUUAUUCAAAGCACGACUUUCGCUUAAAAGGAGCUUUAAAACGUGGCGAUUGGUAUAAAACUAAAGAAAUUAUACUUAAAGGUCAUGAAUGGAUUCUUAAGGAAAUGAAAGAAUCUGGCCUUCGUGGUCGAGGCGGUGCUGGUUUUCCUACAGGCCUUAAAUGGAGCUUUAUGAAUAAGCCUUCAGAUGGGCGUCCUCGCUAUCUUGUUAUUAAUGCUGAUGAAGGUGAACCUGGUACUUGUAAAGAUCGUGAAAUUCUUCGUGGUGAUCCACAUAAAUUAGUUGAGGGCUGUCUUUUAGCUGGCUCUGCAAUGAAAGCCAAUGCUGCUUAUAUUUAUAUUCGUGGAGAAUUUUAUCAGGAAGCUAAUCAUCUUCAAAUUGCUAUUGAUGAAGCAUAUAAAGCAGGAUUGAUUGGUAAAAAUGCAUGUGGAUCAGGUUACGACUUUGAUGUUUAUAUUCAUCGUGGUGCUGGUGCUUAUAUUUGUGGUGAAGAAACAAGUUUAAUCGAAUCCAUUGAAGGCAAACAAGGAAAGCCUAGAUUGAAGCCACCAUUCCCUGCAGAUGUUGGUCUUUUCGGUUGCCCUACAACUGUCACUAAUGUUGAAACUGUUGCCGUCGCCCCUACUAUCUUAAGACGUGGUGGUUCUUGGUUUGCCAGCUUUGGACGUCCUCGUAAUUCUGGUACAAAGCUUUUCUGUAUAUCUGGUCAUGUCGAACAUCCUGCAACUGUAGAAGAAGAAAUGAGUAUCCCAUUGAAAGAAUUAAUCGAAAAACAUUGUGGUGGUGUUCGUGGUGGUUGGGAUAAUUUAUUAGGUAUUAUUCCUGGUGGUUGUUCCGUUCCUGUACUGCCUAAGGAUAUUUGUGAAGACGUUUUAAUGGAUUUUGAUGCUCUUCGUGAUGUUAACUCUGGCCUUGGUACUGCUGCUGUUAUUGUCAUGGACAAGUCCACAGACAUUGUUCACGCUAUUUCAAGAUUUUCAAAGUUUUAUCGUCAUGAGUCCUGCGGUCAAUGUACACCUUGUAGAGAAGGUACAAAAUGGCUUGAGUCAAUGAUGGAUCGUUUUGAAGUUGGUCGUGCUAAGAAAGAAGAAAUUGAUCAAAUUUGGGAAUUAACAAAGCAAAUUGAAGGCCAUACUAUUUGUGCUUUAGGUGAUGCUGCUGCUUGGCCAGUGCAAGGUCUUAUUCGUCAUUUCCGACCAGAAUUAGAAGCAAGAAUGGAAAAACAUAAUCUUAGUAUGCCAAAUUAAUAAAUUUGGUAUAGAUUUUAUCUUCUAAAAACUGUUAAUAUUUAUAAAUGUAAUAAAAGUAACUUAGAAAAAUCA